ACAAAUAGUUAAUAGCGCACCUCGAUCUCAUCGUUCUCUCAACUGCAACGCCAAUGCGUAUAGGUUGGAUUUCCCAAAUUGAAUUUUCAUAAAUUCACAAUCCUUCUUUCCUACCUUUCCCACUUCCUUUGAAUUCUCCGCUUUUCUUUCACUUCAAUGGCUGCCACUUCCCAUUCUCUCUUCUCCUUCACCAAUUCUCAAUCUCUCAACAAGCCCACUUCCCUUCUUCCUCCCACUAGCUCUAAAUCCCUCUUCAGAUCCCCCUCUCUCUCUUUUCGCUCCAACUCUCUUCCCGCUAUCCGCUGUUCUCUCAACAAUGCCGACGAUCCCAUUGAGAAAAAGUUUGCAUCGUUUCCUACUGUUAUGGAUAUCAACGAGAUUCGUAAAAUUUUGCCUCACAGGUUUCCGAUUCUUUUAGUAGAUAGAGUUAUUGAAUACAAUCCUGGAGUCUCGGUUGUUGCUAUUAAGAAUGUCACUAUAAAUGAGAGUUUCUUUCCAGGGCACUUCCCUGAGAGACCCAUCAUGCCUGGUGUUCUCAUGGUUGAGGCAAUGGCUCAAACUGGCGGUAUAGUUAUGCUGCAACCAGAUGUGGGAGGCUCUCGUGAAAAUUUCUUCUUUGUCGGUAUUGAUAAAGUGAGGUUCCGAAAGCCAGUGAUCGCAGGAGACACGUUGGUCAUGCGAAUGACUCUUGUCAAGUUGCAGAAGAAGUUUGGAAUUGCCAAAAUGGAAGGAAAGGCAUACGUUGGAGGGGAUGUUGUCUGCGAAGGUGAGUUCUUGAUGGCCAUGGGCAAAGAAGAAUAAAAGUAUUUUUCUACUAUAUCUGUUGUUAUGAUAUGAUGCUCGAUGUUGUGAUUUGUUUCUUAUUUUUUUGGGAUAAAAAUUUGAGAGUUAGGAUUCUGCACAUCUAGGAAUAACUGUUUGAUAUUAUGCUUCACUAUUUAUCUGUGGAUUUCAUUGAGAAGCAGCAAUCAAUCUUAUGGUCUUCUUCAUAUC
Molecule: messenger RNA, 993 nt
Organism: Cucumis sativus (cucumber)
Lineage: Eukaryota; Viridiplantae; Streptophyta; Magnoliopsida; Cucurbitales; Cucurbitaceae
Product: 3-hydroxyacyl-[acyl-carrier-protein] dehydratase FabZ
Exons: 4
Coding region: 157-801 (214 amino acids)
Biological process (GO): fatty acid biosynthetic process
Molecular function (GO): hydro-lyase activity
Source: RefSeq, a predicted model, not a curated record